This is a messenger RNA of Tyto alba (common barn owl), 6626 nucleotides long. It is a transcript of the gene AASDH, whose product is annotated as aminoadipate-semialdehyde dehydrogenase. NCBI's taxonomy places the organism in Eukaryota, Metazoa, Chordata, Aves, Strigiformes, Tytonidae. Gene Ontology annotation, molecular function: protein binding. The transcript has 15 exons. Gene Ontology annotation, biological process: amino acid activation for nonribosomal peptide biosynthetic process. The record is from RefSeq and is a predicted model, not a curated record. The coding region runs from base 218 to 3694 and encodes 1158 amino acids.
CGCCGGCUCCCCCUCUGCUCCCCGCUGGUGCCCCCGAAGCCCAGCCGAGGGGGAAGCACGCCCCGGUUCGCCCCGCCGGCAGCCCGGCAGGGGCCGCUCCGGGCCCCGCUCCCCACCGCCGCAGCCUCGGCCGAGGCGCGGAGCGUUACCAGCCGCCCGCCUCGCAACGGCCGCGGCAACGGCUGAGCCACCGCCCGCCCAAACCCCCCACGGCGAAAUGGCGUCCUUGCCCCGGCCCACCGGCAGGGAGGCCCGUACCAUCUCCGGGGAAAAAAGGGAGGGACGGCACGGAGAUAGAGACGAGGGGAUUGAGGAUGCAGCUGAGAUGACCCUUCAGGAACUGGUGAAUCAGGCAGCUAGCCUGUACUCUGAUAGAAAAGCAGUUUGGUUCGAUGAAUGCAAUGACAAACCUCCAACUUUCUACACGUAUGCAACGGUGGUUAAGCUUGCCAUGGAAUUAACAGCUUUCCUUCAGAAGCACUGUGAUCUGCAAGGAAGACAUGCAGUAGGCCUCUACUGUUAUCCAGGAAUAAACGUACCAUCUUGGAUCUUAGGAAUCCUUCAAGUUCCAGCUGCCUAUUCUCCUAUUGAUCCAGAUGCACCACCAAUGUUAUCCACUUACUUCAUGAAGAAAAGCAAUCUUCAGUAUAUUCUUGUUGAGAAUGACAAAAUAAAUAAAUUCCAAAUGUCCCAUGUAGAUUAUUUUUACCACAGUUCUUCAACAAUAGAGCAUAUUGGUUUAACUCUCUUCCAAGUGAGCUCAAGCAACACUGAUUUAAAUUCAGAAGUAGAUGUGGAAAGUAAAUAUGAGCCUUUCAAAGCUAUGGGUGACGUGCAGCCAGGAUAUACUGUUUGCCCAGAUCAAACCAAAGAAAAAACAUCAGAAGGAAGAUACAUGGACGUUGGCCAGAAAUAUUCUUUAGCAUACAUCUUACAUACAUCAGGAACUACAGGGAUCCCCAAAAUAGUCAGAGUACCUCAUAAAUGUAUAGUGCCAAAUAUUCAGCAUCUUAAAUCCAUAUUUGAGAUCACACGGGAUGAUAUGCUCUUCCUGGCUUCUCCUCUAACAUUUGACCCAUCUGUGGUUGAAUUGUUCGUUGCUCUGACAAGUGGAGCCUCUAUUCUUGUAGUACCAAACGCUAUUAAAAUGAUGCCUGUGGAGCUGUCUGCCGCGCUGUUUCACCGUCACCAUGUGACAGUGCUGCAGGCAACACCAACACUUCUCAGAAGGUUUGGAGCUCACAUUAUUAAAUCAACAGUGUUGUCUGCAAAUACUUCACUUCGUGUCUUAGCCCUUGGUGGAGAAGCAUUUCCCAUACUGAAUGUCUUGAAAAGUUGGAAGCACAAGGAGAACAAAACAAGUAUUUUUAAUCUUUAUGGUAUUACUGAAGUGUCAAGCUGGGCCACUUGCUACAAGAUCCCUGAAGAGGUUUUUAGUGCUGAUUUUAGAACGGAUUUCCCUAUACCUUUGGGAUCACCUCUCCUUGGAACAAAAGUUGAGGUCAGAGGUACCAACGGUUCUGCAGUUCUAGAAGGCGAGGGACAAAUAUUUAUAGGUGGUGAAGAACGAAUCUGCUUUCUUGAUGAUGAAAUAAUUGUACCCUUGGGCACAAUGAGAGAAACAGGGGAUUUUGUAAGAGUGCAGAAUGCAAAGUUGUUGUUCUUGGGUCGGAAAGACAAUCAGGUUAAACGUCACGGCAAGCGCUUUAAUAUUGAAUGUUUGCAGCAGGCUACUGAAGAUCUUUGUCAGGUAGAAGCUUGUGCAGUGACCUGGUAUCAGCAGGAAAAACUUAUCCUGUUUGUUGUACCCAAAGAUGAUUUAGAAGAGAGAGAAACACUUAAAGAACUCCAGAAACGUCUGCCAGCUUAUGCAAUGCCUGAUGAGAUCGUACUGAUUAAAGCUUUACCUUUAACAUCACAUGGCAAAGUUGAUAUAUCUGAACUGAACAAGAUUUACCAGAACCAUCUAAACUCCAGAAGGCGUGACAGUAAGCUGAGUGGCGCAGAGGAAUUGUGGGAAAGAUUGCAGUAUUUAUGGAAGUCUGUUCUGGGUGUCCUAGGUGAUUCCACUGGAAUUUCUAAAGAUGCAGUAUUUCUGUACAGUGGUGGAGACUCCUUAAAGGCUCUACGAUUUUAUGAUGAAAUUGAGAUGCUGGUAGGCAAAGCUGUGCCUGGACUCCUAGAAGUUAUUCUCAGCCGGCCAAUUGAAGAGGUUUAUAGACAUAUUCUUAAAAUUCUAUUUCCAGAUGAAGACAAAUUAAUGAAUUAUGACAAUGUGAAAAGAAAAUUAAGUGGGAACGGUGGAGAGGAAUUCCAUGGAAAAUAUAUUAAACUGAAAUCUGAACGAGGUCUUGAGGUUGCUCCAGGGUUCAUUUCAUUUCUUGCACUAAGCAGAGGAAAUCAUUUUUUUUCUAUGAAUUUCACCAAGUCUUUUAUGCAACCCAAUAAUACAGUACAGGUAGGAGCGGAACUGCUACAGCAACCAUCUUUUCUGAAUUUCGUGGCUCCAAGUAUAAUGAAAAGCCAUCUGCAAGGGUGUGAAACGGAGAACGGAAUUUUAACAGUUACAAACAAGGCAAAUAAAACCAACUGUUGCUCUGUACAGCAGAUCCAUGCAGAAUGUAGUCAUGUAACAACGGCAGAGUUGGCAUUAUGCGUAAGAUGGAAGUCAAAUACAAGAAAAUGUGUCGAUGCUUCACCACUGGUUAUAAUACCAUCUAAAGAAGAAGUAUCUGCAUCUGUAUAUGUUGGCUCUCACUCUCAUGUCAUGCAGGCGAUUGAUCUAGAUUUGGGGGAAAUAAAAUGGGAGAAGAACCUUGGAGAUCGUAUUGAAUCUUCUGCCUGCCUAUCUAAGUGUGGAAAUUUCAUUGUUGUUGGUUGCUAUGACGGCUUAGUGUAUGUGCUUCAAAGCAGUGAUGGAGAAAUACAUUGGACUUUUGUCACUGAAGAUACUGUGAAAAGCUCUGCAGCUGUAGACCCUUCCAGUGGCCUAGUCUACAUAGGCUCCCAUGACCAACACGUGUAUGCUUUGGAUAUUUAUAAAAAGGCGUGUAUAUGGAAGUUACAUUGCGAAGGUGGAGCUGUGUUUUCAUCUCCUUGUUUAAGUUCUUUUCCACAUCAUCUUUAUGUUGCUACACUAGGAGGACUGUUACUGGCUGUGAACCCAGUGAUAGGAAAUAAGAUUUGGAGAAGCUUCUUGGGAAAACCACUCUUCUCCUCUCCUCACUGCAAUGAGAAGUACGUUUGUGUUGGGUGUGUGGAUGGAAACUUAUAUUGUUACACUCAUUCUGGAGAAAAGGUUUGGCAGUUUUCCACUAAUGGACCAGUGUUUUCAUCUCCAUGCAUCUCAAGUUUAACUAAGCAAGCAAUAUUUUUUGGCUCCCAUGAUUGCUUUAUCUACUGUUGUGACAUGGAGGGUAAUUUACUGUGGAAAUUUGAAGCCACUUCAAGUGUAUAUGGAACACCAUUUGUUUUCCAAAGUGAUGACUUGAACAGAAUUCUUCUGGCAGCAGUAUCUACAGAUGGCAAAGUGUGGAUCCUGAAUGCCAAGAGUGGAACAGCAGCAGGAGUAGAUAAGCUUCCAGGAGAGGUUUUCUCUUCCCCUGUAGUGUGGGGAACAAAGCUUGUUGUUGGUUGUAGAAAUGAUUAUGUUUAUUGCCUAGAUUUGUUUAUAACUGGGAAAAAGGACAGCUAAGAUGUUAGGCUGCUUCCAUUUUAUUGUUUACAUUUUAAGAACUCACAGGCGUUCUUUACCUCCGCCUACUUUACUGCAGGCAGGAAGUGCACUUGGCAGACUUCUCGGGUAGCAUUUUGCACCAAGCAGUGUCCAGAAUAGGUAAAGGGAUACUUGUUGACUUGCUGUACUGACUGAUUGAAGGAGGAUGACUGCCCAGCACCCAGCAAGUUUCACUGUCCCUCCCUCAUUUCCCAGCUCCAGUUCCUGAAAGAACGUUUCACAUGCUUUGGAUUUGAAUGUUGUGCUUUGACCUGUGUAGUAAGAAAAUGCAAGUGGGUAGUUUGGCUUCAAACACUUGCAGGGUUGGGAGAAACCGUGGUAAAGUGCCGUACUCUGAAGCUUGGCAUAACAUCCUUGUGUCCCUGAGGGAGGAAUGUGUUCCUCCGAGUCCAGCCUAGCCUGUCCCUGGCUCUUCCAUGCAUCAGACUGGUGUUUGUCUAGUCUGACAAGGCUUCUGUGCUGUGGCAAGGUAACCUAAGUCCUUUUAUGAAUCUAACUUUUGACCUGAUUUCUGAAGACAGAGCCUGCAUUGCAUGUACCUGUUAGUAGUGACCUGUUUACUGUAGUUUGUAUAAACUGAAAAGUUCAUCUUUUGUGAGCCUAGGCCCUCCUUUGCUUUAAUUCAGUCAAGCAUAUACCUAAACUCCACUGAAGUCAGUAGGAGUUACUUCUUGUAUUCUGAAGUGGAGAAUAUACUUACAUGUAUAUUUAUUAAACUUCAGUGGCAGGUACAGUAUAAGUUCCGAGAUGAAGCGUGCACUGCUCAAAUCCACUGUUGUCAAAUCAUUUUUUAAGAGAUUUGAAUGAAUGCUCUCUGCAGUGUCUUCAGACUGACUCUACAGCUUCAGGCUGUAGAGGGUUGUGUAAACUGGUUUUGGUUGUCUGUAACUCCUUAAAAGGAAUUACCUGUGGUCUUAGUAAUGUGAAUCAAGUAUUUGCAGUGAUAAAAGUACACUUACCUAAGAGCAUCGUCCUGACUAUGAGUCUUCUAAAAAGAACUAUAGUAGAAACUAUUAUUCUCUCUGUCUGAUGAGCCAUCUACUUUGAAUUCUAACAUCUUGAAUUCAGGAGUAAAGUAGAAGUUGCACUGGCUAUGUUGCUUUAUCACAGCUGGUUCCUCCAUUUUAUCAUUAGCAGAAAUGCACAGGGAAGAUACUUGUAGCACUGUAAAAAGGUUUGUUUAUAAAGCAAACCUGAACUACACAAUUAACAAAACAAGACACACAAUACAUACCUCAAUGAUUAGAUAAUUUUGACUGGGUUAUAGUUUAAUAAGCAUUAAAAUGACAUUAGUAUAAUAAACAAUUGCACUUUAAAACAUUUGAAAAAUUAAAAAAGUACACAACAAAUACCCCACAAUUAUACAUCUUAUAGUUUUUAUACAUUACUAUAUGAACAUAGAGGUUAAUCAUAUAUAACCUUGUCAGAAGAAAUGGUAUUUUGUGUGUAUAAGUUACAAAAAAUUGAGACAAUAUACUACAUAGUGGUUGAUUCGGUUCUUAAAACAUUUUUGCUGUUUUAAACUUCGUAGUAAUGUUUUGGUUUAUAUUUUUACAGAUUUCCAACACUUUAUCAGAAAUGGUUGCAACAAAGCUAAAGCAAAGUAACACUUCACUUCAUUGGUAUUUAGUGCAAAUUUUUGUUAAUUUAACAUGAAAUGUCACUGUUGAACAUGGACACUUUAGAAAUGUUUCCAUCAAGUACUGUACAUAAUACAGUUUUCAUUAUUACACUAGAUACCUUUUAUGGUUGAAAAAAAAUCUGCUUUGAAGCCUUAGGUUAAGACCAUCCUUAAUGAAAGCUCUAUUCUAUGUGCUAUAAAUGUAUUGUAUUGGAAAAUUGCAUCCUUAUGUCAUGCACAAUAGCACCUAAUUUUGCUAUGCUUUUCAGAAUACUAGUACCUGUAAUUCUUUAAUCCUGAUUUACUUCACCUUCUUUAUAUUUCUGCCUGGCUCCUUCUCCCAAGAAAUAGUCAUAAAGAUGAAUUUCAGGCAGUUCAGUUCUUGUAAUGACAGUUACCUACUGCAGGCUUACCAACUCUGAAAAAGUGUAAAUUUAACUUAAGAUGCACUAAUUCACAGUCCCAGCAGAGCAAAAAUAAUUACGGGCUCAACUCUUUCUUCAGGUAAGCUUGCAGAGAUUUUACUUUGAAGGUGGUUUGUGUGUUUGUUUUUUUUUUCCCCAAGCAUCUGAAAGCAGCAUUGCUCCAUCUCUGUAUAAAACAUUUUAAAUACUUAUAUUAAGGGUAAAAAGUUAUUUUAGAGAUUCUGGUUUUAAAUAUGAAACUGAGCAAAACUGAUGGCUUCAGAGACCCAAGAAGACCCAUCUUGCUGCUGCACAUAAGACAUUCAUUGUGUUUGUGCUAUUGUAACCAUGAUACUGAACUGUUGUUUUCCUGUUUGAUGGGAAAUAGUAUAAUCAAUAUGACUUUGGCUGACAAGCCCUUUUUGAUUCUUGGAACAGGAGGAUACGGCAGGGUUCAUUGUGUUUUCUGCAAAAUUUAAAGUGCUAUUCCUCAUGCUGCAUACAGCAGUUUGGCUAAAAUACUUCUGUGAAACAUAUGUGGUAUCAUUCUGUAAUGAUACAGUUUCUUCUCACGAAAACAUCUCCCUUUAUGAUAUUGUAGGCUUAAAGGUUCCUUUGAGCCUUAUGUUUCUAAGAAGGAGACAUUCAAUUUUGUUAAGGACUUCCUUGUAAAACAAACUCGGAUGUGUUACAGAUUAAUGUACUAGGGUGACUUUUUAAAAUGUAGACCUGGCUAUUUCUGUGGGAUGUUGAGCACAGUACAGUUUUUAGUACAUUAUGGACUUGACCCUUUUUUGUAAGAGGGAGGCAGUGAACAUUUCUGUUUUAGUUACAAGAAGUAAUAAACUAUCCAGUUGCCACAGCA